Molecule: messenger RNA, 2375 nt
Organism: Cyprinus carpio (common carp)
Lineage: Eukaryota; Metazoa; Chordata; Actinopteri; Cypriniformes; Cyprinidae
Molecular function (GO): ubiquitin protein ligase activity
Source: RefSeq, a predicted model, not a curated record
UUUACUCCACCUAAUUUUUCAGGUAGCACAUUUUUUUUAGAAAAAGAAACUUGAACACAAAUACACACUUAAUUUGAAUCAGGAUUGGCUUACCAUGCAAUUAAAAAAAAAAGAAGCAACAAUAGCUUAUAAUAUAAUUCAUUGUAUGGACAAUCCAGAAACAUCAGUCAGCCAGUAGUUUCCCUAACUCUGCUCCACCUGCGCAUAAGUUCGUCCCCUUUUUCUUCUUUUUACUUAAUUCAGCCAGGGCAACUAGUCAAACAGGCUUUUGUGCUUUUGUCAGAAGUACUUGGACGAUAAAAGCGGGAGUAACACAAUUCGGUUUUAGUUGCAUUUACCAUCUUGAAUAUCAGGGCUAUUUCAUGAAGCAAAGAAAAACCAGCAAUGAAGCACGAUCGCAUGUGUGGCAGUCGAUGUCUGGGUCCGAUGACUUUCAGUGUGGACCUGACAGGCCAAUACGUGACCCUCAGCCAAAAAGGACAACUCGCGUCCAGAGACACCUCGUCCUUUAUGAACGGUUUGGCGUUUCUCAGCCGCACUGUAAAGGUGGAUGAAAAGCUGUGUAUACGUAUUGAGGAUCGCACCUCGUUGUGGGAUGGAGCUCUUCGUGUGGGUUUCACCAACAUCUGCCCACAGAGAAACACUUUACCACCUGCCUCAAUACCAGACCUCAGGGACACACGAGGAUACUGUGUUGUGCCAGUGCCUGAGGACUUGUGUAGGUGUGGUGUACAGCUUCAGUUCUGGAUAAACUAUGCAGGCAUGGUUAUUGUGCAAGAGGCAGGAGGGGAGAAAUAUUACCUCAGAGCAGAAGGACUUAACCUGAAUAACCCGCUGUGGGUUUUCAUUGAUCUGUACGGGAGCACAAGCGCCGUCCGCCUUCUGAGAUCAAAGAAGGGCAGUCGAACAUCAUGCCCGAACUCUCCUGUAGACAGCACAUCUAGCAUCAACUGGCUAGCAGGAGCGGUUGAGCGACAAACAUCAGAGAUGAACACACACACAUUAUCAUCAGUCGUGAAUGCAAAUGUUUUCACACAGUCACGUUCUCCUCCACCUGUCCCUGCACAACAGAGGCAACGGUUUCUUUCAGAUUCAAGCCGAAACUCUUCAAUGGAGGACAUGGACUUCAGCUCUUUACUCCAAGAGUUUCAGCGCAUGCAUCUCAGUGGCAGCGAGCACGUAUCAAUAUUGGUUUCUCGUAACAAGGUGCUGCAGUGUGCCAAAGAUUCUGUUUCCAACUCUAAUUUCACUUGGAACAAAAUGCCUCUCGUGACAUUUGUUGGUGAGGAAGCCCUUGACCGUGGAGGUCCACGGAGAGAGUUUUUCAGAAUCCUGAUGAUGGAGGUGCAGAGAUCGCUGGGCAUCUUUGAGGGGCAGCCUGGACACUUGUUCUUCACCUAUGACCAGAUGGCUUUGGAGGAACACAAGUAUGAGUUGGCGGGGAAGCUGAUUGUGUGGUCUGUGGCUCAUGGCGGCCCAGGACUCAAGUCUCUUGACCCCUGCCUGUACCAGCUGAUGUGCACCCAGGAAUGUCAACUGGUAGACUUUGACUGGCACCUAAUACCAGAUGCUGACAUUCAAGACAAACUACAAAAGAUUUCAUCAUGCAAAACGACGGCAGAUCUCCAGAGGCUGCAGACAGAGCAGGGUGACUGGAUCUGUGAUUGUGGUUUCCCUGGAAUAUACAGACGUGAAAUUUCCAUUCAAGAUGUGCCAAAGAUUUACUCCUUUGCAGUUCGACACUACAUAUAUCUUAGAACAUCAAAUAUGAUUCAUCAGUUCACAAAGGGAUUGAAUGCUUAUGGACAGUUCUGGGAUAUGGUAAGAACUCACUGGGUUGAGUUUUUGCCCAUCUUUACAAACAUGCAUGAGCCCCUUUCCAAAAGCACAUUUGGAGACCUGUUCCAAAUCCACUGGAGUAAAUCAGGGACCAAGAAGAGGGAGGCUGAGAAAGAGACUAUACACUGCUGGGAACUGGUACUUAAGAUGAUUGAAGAUAAAAAGCCAAAGGCUCCACAAAACGAGUUGCAUUUUGAGGAGAUUUUGGCUUUCAUAACUGGAGUGGAUGAAGUCCCACCACUUGGGUUCUCCCCGAAGCCCAGCAUUCGCUUCUACCAACCAGAGCAGCGUGGAUACCGUCUACCGUUUGCCAACACAUGCAUGAUGGGAUUGUUCCUGCCCAGGGUUGUAAAAGAUGAAGUGGAACUUUACAGGAUGCUCCUGAGAGCAAUCAGAGACUCGGCUGUAUUUGGGAGAAUAUAAACAUAUAUAAUUCAUUAUUAUUAUGUACACGAUCACAUCCAUAAUAAUUACAUAUAUUUAUAAGCUUUAUUUCAUUAUUUAUUUCAUUACCUAAGAAGAAAGCACUUAUUUCU